AUGCAAUAUUGGGGCUGGCUGGAUUCUGCAUUUAUCGUGCUUAUUAGCACGUAUUUGGUUCUUGCGCCUUACUCCAAAGUGGAGGAGUCCUUUAGUCUCCAAGCGGUGUAUGACAUGUUGAACCAUGGCUACGCCGACUUGGAGUUGUACGACCACAAAACGUUCGAGGGAGCCGUUCCAAGGUCCUUCUUCGGGCCUUUGUUGAUUUCCGUGAUUGUGAAGCCUAUAAAGCCAUUAUUGGACAAGUACUACCCGGACCCCACUGAACUCAAUCUCCAAUUGCUUGUUAGAGGAGUAAUUGGAUUGACCAACGGACUUUCGUUGAUCCGUCUUCGUCGUUCAUUGGCAGCUUCGUGUGCUCUCAACUCCAAGUAUAUUUCUGUCUGGUUUGCUGUUCUUCAGUAUUCGCAAUUCCACAUUGUUUACUACGCAUCCCGCUCGUUGCCCAACUUCCUGGCAUUGCCCUUUGUUAACCAUGCUCUGGCCUACAUCGUCAAGGGAGAGUUUGUUCCGGGUGUCACCUGGAUGUGUUUUACUGGUGUGGUGAUGAGACUCGAGGUGGGGCUCUAUGGAUGCUGUUUUGCUCUCAUGUCUGUUCUACUUGGUCAGUCUUCUUUGAUAACUACGCUUGGAGGAAUGGUUGCGGGAUCGCUUGUGGGACUCGGAACCACUUUGUUCGUUGAUUCGUACUUCUGGGGUCAUCUGGAGUUUCCUGAACUCACUGCUUUCAUCUACAAUGUGGUUGAAGGAAAUUCUCAGAACUGGGGUGUUGAACCUUUUUCAGCGUACUUCUUCAAGUACUCGAGAGCUCUGUUCUUCCCUCCAAUCGUGCCUAUCAUGCUAGUGAAAGGUCUCACGAAGGACCCUUCUCAAAACGGAAAAGGAAACACUAUCCGCACAAUCUGCAUCUCAUCUUUGUUGUUUGUGUUUGUCAUGUCGUUCCAGGCUCACAAGGAGUGGAGAUUUAUCAUCUAUGCGGUGCCCGCUUUGACUGUGGUAGGAGCUAAUGGAGCCGAUCUUGUGGUGAGUCAGUUUGGUAGCAGUAUCCCCAACAGGUUGCUAUCGCUUUUGGCUUUCGUCCUUCCCGUGGUCAGCCUUGGUACCUCUCUGUUCAUGGGUUAUGUGUCUUCCUUCAACUACCCAGGUGGAGUGGCUCUUGCCAACCUGAACGAGCGCUUGCUGAAACUAGACCAGACUGCUGGUCUUAUCCAGCAGGAGAUCACCGUUCAUAUGGACAUUCCUGCGUGCAUGACAGGAAUCACACUGUUUGGCCAGUUGAAGCCCGAGAGUUUGACCAAUUUCAAGGUCAACUACGACAAGAACGAGAACAGAACUCAGCUUCUGGAGACGGCCACUUGGGAAGACUACAACUACGUGAUCACAGAUUUGGACUCCGAGGCCGACAACCAGUAUUUACCUAAGGCCCUGGUGGAUACCAAGCUCAAGGACGUUCCAGGCUGCAACUGGUACAAAGUGGACGUUGUUCAGAUGUUCGCAGGCGUUCAGGUAGCGCCCUUUGUGGAGUACGCCAAAGAGAUUGCCAAUGACGGCUUCCAAUUGUGCGAGGACAUUAUCUCCCUAGACACCACCAACAUCAAGAAGGUGCUAGACGACUCAAUUAUUCUGAAAGACGCAUUGUAUGUGUACGAGAAGGUGUGCAAUGACGUGAUCUAA
Messenger RNA from Kuraishia capsulata CBS 1993, 1674 nucleotides. RefSeq lists its product as uncharacterized. Lineage: Eukaryota; Fungi; Ascomycota; Pichiomycetes; Pichiales; Pichiaceae. Gene Ontology annotation, molecular function: alpha-1,6-mannosyltransferase activity. The record is from RefSeq and is a predicted model, not a curated record. Bases 1 to 1674 code for a protein of 557 amino acids. Gene Ontology annotation, biological process: protein N-linked glycosylation. The transcript has a single exon. Gene Ontology annotation, cellular component: endoplasmic reticulum membrane.